UCGAAUCGAAAGAUGAGCUACAUUAAGAUUACCGUUCUUUUUGUAUUAGUUCAUCUAUCAGGAUGUUUAGCUCUUCCGCUAAGCUCCGCAACGGAAGGAAUUAGCGAACAGGACUGGAACCAAUGCCGGAAAUAUCUCAAGGCAUUUUACAACAUGACAGAGACAACUUUGAGAAAGAGCGAUAACGGAUUAACAAGAAAGAUUGAAGAAAUGCAAGAAUUCUUCGGUCUGCAAGUAACUGGGACUCUGAACCGUGAAACGCUGGUGGAGAUGAACCGGGCCCGCUGCGGAGUACCUGACGUUCAGCAGUAUAGCUUCUUUCCAAGGACACCUCGGUGGCUCCGCAAUAGAAUCACAUACAGAAUUGAAAAGUAUACAUUGAAACUGAGCCAGCGAGAGGUAGACGCUGUAAUUUCCAUGGCUUUGAAAGUUUGGAGCGAUGUCACCCCCCUGACAUUUGUCAGGCUCUACACCGGAGAAGCUGACAUCAAGAUUUCGUUCGCAAGCGGCAGUCACGGGGACUUUAACGAUUUUGAUGGAGAGGGCGGUAUUUUAGCGCACGCUUUUGCUCCUGGAGCAAAUCUCGGCGGCGAUGCUCACUUUGAUGAAGAUGAAAGGUGGACGUUGUCAAGAUACGGAAUCAACCUGUUCCUUGUCGCGGCCCAUGAAUUUGGUCACGCUCUCGGACUCGGUCACUCUAAUGAUAGAUCCGCCUUGAUGUUUCCCACCUAUUCCUAUGUCAAUACCAAUGGGUUUCGUCUCCCAGACGACGACGUUAGGGGGAUCCAGGCUUUAUACGGAGCUCGCCAAGACCCAAGGCCAACACAACCACAACCUAAACCACCUCAACCAACAAAAACUCUGGACAAGUGUGAUCCUCAAUUGUCAUUUGAUGCAGUUACUAGCUUACGUGGAGAACUUUGGUUCUUUAAGAACGGAAACAUUUGGCGGAAGCACUCUCGACAUCGCCAUGUAACAUCGGUUCCAAUCAAAUAUAUUAAUCCAAACAUUCAGUCAAUAGACGCUGCUGUUGAAUUCAAGGACAAAGAUGUGGUGGUGCUUUUCAAAGGAUCAAAUUACUGGCUAAUUCGAGGCUUCAGGACUUUGGCAGGUUAUCCUAGGAAUAUCAGAGCUUUUGGAUUUCCCAGAUAUGUUACACACGUAGAUGCCGCCCUAUACGUCAAGGAAAGAAGGAGAGUAUUAUUCUUUGUUGGAAAUGAGUAUUGGAGUUAUAAUUCAAGGAGAAAGCAAAUGGACAGAGGCUACCCAAGAAGAAUAGAAGAUGACUUUCCAGGUAUUGGAAACGAAGUAGAGUCAGCAUUUCAAAAUUACGGCUACUUCUACUUAUCUAAUGGAGCUACACAGUAUGAAUAUGACUACAGGAACAAACGCACUGUCCGCAUUCUGAGGCCAAAUGAUUGGCUAAACUGCACUUAGGGAAUAAUAUGUAUUUUGUUUGAACAGUUAUCUGAUGAGUUUUCAUCAGAAUACUAUACUCUUUGAAAACAAUGGCACUUCAUUUUAGGUUACAAUUUGAAUGUUUUGUUACAGCAUGAGAACAGCAUUUAUUUUUAAUAAUUUAAAAACAAAUAGCAAAUAAAUGUAUCAUACUUUAUAUGUUUCACUUUAAAUUACUGUUGAAUAUUCUUUUCUGUGAAUCAUAAUGUACAUCACUAUAUAACUCAAGAUUUGACACUUCUGCUCAAAGUGGCAAUGGAGUAGCAAUGCAGCCUGUGGGUCCUGAGCCCAAAACUCAACUGCUCCACAUGCUUUUAAUUUUCUUUGUUCUUUCUUUUUUAUUUUUAUAUUUAAAUCUUACUUACCUUCUGUGGAGAGCUUGGACAGCAUUUAGGUGUCCGGUGUGUUGGAGACAAAGUUUAUUCCCAGUGGCAGAAGGAGUUGAGUUUGUGCUCCUGGUCUUAGCGUUGGAGUGGAAGAGCCUGGCUCCAAGUCCAUGGCUAAGCAUCUAAGAAAGACCGUAAUGUUGACCUUUUAACUUUAUUUCCUUACUUUUCUACUCUACACCUAAGAUUUUGUAUCUAGGUACCUUUGUACCUAAGAUGGCACUGGAGAAUGGUGACUUUGACCACUAAUCACUGUAAUCCUGUAUCCCUGUACUUGAAUACAUGUGACAAUAAAACCUAAUUCUAAAUUCUAAUUCUAAUUAAAAUAUGCAGGCUUAAUGAACAGACAGAAAAUUGACAUAUAGUUACUAUUUUUGUACUGUAUUUGUUUAGUCUAUUUCUAUCAUUUAGUAUUGGUUAAAUGUUUAAAUACUGCCUUCUAUUAUGAGCACUGUUUUAUAUAAUGUAAAAUCAACAUUUACUAAGAAAGCAAGAACUGCAGAUGCUGGAAUCAGAGAUAUCAAAAUGUGGAGCUGGAGGAACAGAGCAAGUCAGGCAGCAUCAGAGGAGCAGGAAAGUUAACAUUUCAGUUCGGGACCCUUCUUCAGAAUUCAGAAAACAUUUACUGAGCUCUUUUUGUGAUAACUGUGAAUUAUAAUUUUAAUUCAUGCUAAAAUAUCAAUUGAAUGCCUGUUUUGAUUGCAUGUCACUGAAGUGUUAUGAAAUGGACCUCUUAAGUUCUUCAAAUAACUUGUCAUGAUUACAGGGGAUGUAUAAUAAUAUCAAUCACUAUUAUUCAUGAUAAACUGAAUAUUCUGGAGAAAUUCAGCAAGUCUGGCAGCAUCUGUCUGAGUUUUAGAUCUCCACCAUCCACAGAAUUUUGCUUUUGCUUUUAUUCAUUAAUUUGCUAAAUGAUCACUCACUAUCUGCACUUGACCUGAGAUUUGAUCAUUUGAAAAGGAGAGGAGUGUGGUUUAGCAAUAUUGCUGAACUUUUAGCAAAUUGAGAGAUUAGGACACAUUAGAAUAUUUUCUGCUGGUAUGUUUCAUAUCUGUAGACAUGUUGAACCUAUUGAAUGCAAAAUCUUAAUUUUACCAAAACAUCUGUAUUUAAAUCAUAAUCACUGUGAUGAGAGAAUAAAAGUCUUUAUCUGAACUUCA
Molecule: messenger RNA, 3004 nt
Organism: Rhincodon typus (whale shark)
Lineage: Eukaryota; Metazoa; Chordata; Chondrichthyes; Orectolobiformes; Rhincodontidae
Product: matrilysin-like
Exons: 10
Coding region: 13-1437 (474 amino acids)
Biological process (GO): proteolysis; collagen catabolic process; extracellular matrix organization
Cellular component (GO): extracellular matrix
Molecular function (GO): metalloendopeptidase activity; zinc ion binding
Source: RefSeq, a predicted model, not a curated record